GUUGUUUUAAAGAUGACCGCAUCGUGUUCUGGACCUGGAUGUUCUCCACGUACUUCAUGGAGAAGUGGACUCCUCGACAGGACGACAUGCUGUUCUACGUCCGCAGGAAGCUCGCCUACGUCAGCGCGGACAACACCGAGGGAAAAAAGGUGGAGGUUGAGGUUUACAGGAGAGACUCCAAGAAGCUGCCCGGCCUCGGAGACCCGGACAUCGACUGGGAGGAGAGCGUCUACCUGAACCUCAUCCUGCAGAAGUUGGACUACGUGGUGACAUGUGCAGUCUGCACGCGCUCAGACGCAGGAGACAUCCACAUCCACAAGAAGAAAUGUCAGGAAGUGUUUGCGUCUCCCAGCAAACACGCCAUGGACAGCAAAGGAGAGGAGUCCAAGAUGAGCUACCCGAACAUCUUCUUCAUGAUCGACAACUUCGAGGAGGUGUUCAGUGACAUGACGGUGGGCGAGGGCGAGAUGGUGUGCGUGGAGCUGGUGGCGAGCGACAAAAGCAACACCUUCCAGGGCGUCAUCUUCCAGGGUUCGAUCCGCUACGAGGCCCUCAAGAAGGUCUACGACAACCGGGUCAGUGUUGCAGCCAAGAUGGCCCAGCGGAUGUCUUUCGGCUUCUACAAAUACAACAACAUGGAGUUUGUGAGGAUGAAGGGUCCGCAGGGAAAAGGCCACGCGGAGAUGGCCGUCAGCAGGGUGCCGACGGGCGACACCUCCCCCUGCGGCACCGAGGAGGACGCGGUGUCCCCCGUGCACGAGAGGGUGACGUCGUUCAGCACGCCUCCCACGCCAGAGAGGAACCGCCCGUCUUUCUUCUCGCCGUCUCUCCGGCGCAAAGUUCCUCGAAACCGAAACGCAGAGAUGAAGAAGUCUCACUCUGCCAACGACAGCGAGGAGUUCUUCAGGGAGGAGGACGACGAAGGUACACAAACACACACACACACACACACCUGCACCAGUUAUAAACUCACACAGGCUCACCCAGGUGCAUGCUGGUCCUUACCGUUAUGACCUCACAGUUUCACCCAAACACCAAACAAACAAAAACACAUUUAAAGAAACAGCAAGCUGAUGAUGGUGAUGAUGGUGAUGAUGAUGGU
Labrus bergylta (ballan wrasse) is the source of this 1102-nucleotide messenger RNA. Lineage: Eukaryota; Metazoa; Chordata; Actinopteri; Labriformes; Labridae. The record is from RefSeq and is a predicted model, not a curated record.